CACCACUACAGGUCAAACUAGCCAGCCAUACGUGUUGGCUUGGCUUGGCUUUUUAAAAAUCAUGGAAUAAACAAAGUGAUUUGGCUUUUGAAACCACGAAAAUAUCUUAAUUAGUAAAAUUAUAAUAACAAAGGUCGGAGUGUUGAGAUCUUGUGAGUGAUUGAUUAGUGAUAUCAUCUAAUAAUUAUGAUGACAAUGUUUUCGAAGAAAAAUUUGUUUUGGUGCUUCGUAACAGCUCUUCUCAGCUGUACAUACCUGGUGUGUAGCCAGAGCUUGGACGAUGACUUGGAAAAUCUUAUCAAUGAAAUUUUUGCUCAAGACAACAACCAGCCAGACCGUCAAUGCAGCCAGAUCGAGCAGGAGCUCCGCGGCUGCCACGACUGCUACCCGUGCAACCACUCCGUCAUCGCGCACUACGACCGCCGCAUGACUGAAGUCCGGCAGAUUAGCCUAAUCAACGCAGCCUGCGCCCCAACCAAAGUGUGCUGCGUGUCGCAAUCGGUGCUAGUCCUGAACCGCAUCAGCCCGGACGCGUGCGGGCGCCGCGUGGAGACGGGGCGGCGGCGGAGCAAGCCGCGCUCCAUCCUGCAUGGAGAGUACCCGUGGCAGGCUCAUGUGUUUCAAAAGAAAAACCGCGACACCAAAUUCCUCUGCGCAGCGACCCUGAUAGACGCGGACGCGCGCGCCCUAAUCACCAGCGCGGGCUGCGUGCGCGGCGCCUCCGCCGACAGCCUGUACGUGACGUGGGACGUGCCCGCCGACGCGCGGGGCAAGAUGGCGGUAGUGGAGAAGGUGGUUUUGCAUGAGGAGUAUAGACCAGGUGAGGAAACGCGGGCGCGCGCCCUGGUCGCCAGCGCGGGCUGCGUGCGCGGCGCCUCCGCCGACAGCCUGUACGUGACGUGGGACGUGCCCGCCGACGCAAGGGGCAAGAUGGCGGUAGUGGAGAAGGUGGUUUUGCAUGAGGGGAUGCACAACAAGAGGAACACGCAAGUUCCUCUGCUCCGCUCUGCUCAUAGACGCGGGCGCGCCCUGGUCGCCAGCGCGGGCUGCGUGCGCGGCGCCUCCGCCGACAGCCUGUACGUGACGUGGGACGUGCCCGCCGACGCGCGGGGCAAGAUGGCGGUAGUGGAGAAGGUGGUUAUGCAUGAGGGGUAUAAACCAGACACGAAGCACAACGACAUAGCGGUCAUCAAACUACGCUCCGUGUCUGACAUACCUGAGUACGCGGCGCCCAUCUGUCUGCCGACCGCGGCCCCGCCCAACGGCAUCGCCUGCGCCACCGUCGCCACUAAUGAUUAUAGGAUAAACACGUUCAUCCCGCAGCGCAAGGUCUGCACGACGGGGAAGGGCGUCCCACUGGACAGCUCCCAGAUCUGCGCGUCCACCGUGGGAGGCGGGGACUACUUCCCGAGGCAAGGGGCAGCGUUGAUGUGCCAGCCGCCAAGGAGCGACAACGACGAAGCAGUCUACGUUCUCUACGGAAUAGCUUCGUUCUCUGUGAACGACUCCCUCUCCAUCUACACCAACGUGGCCGAGUUCCUGCAGUGGCUCGCGAAACACAUCUAAACAUGGCCAUCUAUAAAU
Molecule: messenger RNA, 1584 nt
Organism: Plutella xylostella (diamondback moth)
Lineage: Eukaryota; Metazoa; Arthropoda; Insecta; Lepidoptera; Plutellidae
Source: RefSeq, a predicted model, not a curated record